Molecule: messenger RNA, 3947 nt
Organism: Sphaeroforma arctica JP610
Lineage: Eukaryota; Ichthyosporea; Ichthyophonida
Exons: 13
Coding region: 326-3262 (978 amino acids)
Source: RefSeq, a predicted model, not a curated record
AAUUGUAUAUAAAUACUUUGUUGCAUUGUCAAUAGAGUGUUUAAAAAUAAUUGUUAUGUGUGUACCUUUUAUUUAGGUGCUCGUGGUCCACACUACACACAGACCUAAUAAAACAGAAACCAAAGUUAGUUUCUACAUACUCACUCAGUCUCUCUCAUAGAAUAAGUCAUUGUCUACAUACUAACUCAGUCUGUCUCGAGAAAUAAGAACUAAUCGUCAAUCAGACAAAUGCUGACAAGGCUUGACCGAACUAAUAGAUAUAAACACCGGAAUUGCCAGUUAUACAUUGUAACUGGUCCCGGUUGAGGGUGGAAGCCUUGACAGCAUGCAGGCCAUCUGCGAUGCGCAUGUCGAGGCUUUGGUGCUGUUGGAUUAUGUCAAUAACGAUGUUGUAGUGCAGAGAUGCGAGGCCCUUAUGACGCUCGCUCUACACCCACUGGUGAAUGCUAUCAGUGUAUUCAACGCAGUGCUUGCGGUGGAGACUCGCAUGGCCUCGGCCCAACGGAAAGCCGGGCUGCUGAAGAAGUUGUUAGGCUUAGCCCGUGUUAAGCAAGAUGUGCAGCUACAGUGUUCCAUAGUAACGGUUGCCUGGCAACGGCUCGGCGAAGCCUGCAGCCGGAAAUCCGCGGGCCUCAGAUAUGUGUGUUUGGAGGUGCUGGGUGAGCUGGUUAAGCCCGUAGACGCCGGUGGUAGUGGACAAUUAUCCAGGAACGAUAAGACCGCUGGCCACAUGGACUCAACCGCGGUCACGGCGAAUGACAUACGUCGACUUACGCUGUCCUUCUGUGACGACACUGACGCACGUGUCCGUCAUACGGCACUGAACGUGGCGAGUGCAUCGUACAGGCGCGGAGUGGUUAUGGGCAUUGACGUGUACCAGGCAGCGGUGCACGCGCUGGAUGAUGCCAGCCCAGAGGUGCGUAUGCAGGCGAUAAAUGUGGUGUGGGUGUGUGCAAACACAUCGCCCGAUGCAAAGAUUGACCAAGGCACUGAGACGCGCAUGGUGGAUGAUGCGUUCGCUAAGAUAUGUGAUCUGGUCAACGAUGUGGAGGUGCCUGUGCGCGAGAGAGCAUGUCAGCUGCUGGGCAGCAUCCAUGGUGUGCAGGACGAGAUAGUGCUACAAACACUUGACAAGAACAUCAUGUCACACUUAAGACACGCCAAGACCCACGAGCAAAAGCGCAACGAAGCGAGAUUUGGCGCGCGUUGUGCCGAUUAUCUAGUGGAUAUGUUCAAUGACGAAAUCGACGAUGUUCGGCUGGCGGCUAUGCACUCAUUGCGAUUGAUGAUCUCAUACACUCAGUUCAACAGUGAGCAUGUUGACAUCAUGUUGGGAUCGCUGCAUGAAGACAACGUGCUAGUCCGCAAUGCAGUGCUAAGCGAGUUGCAGCGGGUCUCGUCGCUAUAUUCUGAGCACUCUCAGCCCUGCACCCACGCCAGGGUGUACCGAACUUUCACCAAAAUUGCCUUUGGGUUCCUCAAACUGCGGCGGUUGUUGCCCGAGGCUCGGGAUGUGGCCCAGCGCGAUACGCAAAAUAGCGCAGACGCAGCCACACCCACAUACACCCAUACAUAUACACAUACACCCACACACACCCAUACAUCUACACAUACACCCACACAUACCCAUACAUCUACACAUACACCCACACACACCCAUACAUCUACACAUACACCCACACACACGCCGAGAGAUACUUCCACAGCCAGAGCCACAGAGACAGGCCCAUCGGCGGAGGGCGACAGUGGUGUGCGCAAUCAGUCGCACCGUAUCGCGGGAGCUCCGCAACUGUCGGCUGAAGCGCGGGCUGCGCUGCCGUCGCUCAGUCUGCUGAUGCUGCACCAAGUAGCCAGGGUGUGCCAUACGUAUCUGGGGGUGCGUGAGAGCAUGCAGUGUGGGCUGGACGAGAUGCGUCUGGUGUGGUGUGGCGUGUACUUGGUGUGUGUCAUGGAGGCACACGUACCGAAGGGUGGCGUAGCGGGGGAUGGCAUAGUGGGGGGUGAUGCAGGGUAUGGGCAUACUACACAGAGCCGUGUACGUGCACACACAGACACACCCGCCCACCCACGGGAGAGUACGCACACGCACAUGUGUGACCUAUGGGAAAUCGUAGUGGCUCAGGCGCGCGAGUGGUGUGAGAGGUACGAUCCCCCGCAGACACACAAGACCGUACAGGAACAGACACGCCUGACACGUGUCAGUGUCAAGAGGCCGCGAACGGAUAGUAGUGCACAGGCACUGCCCACAGCAGCCACACACGACGACAGGCACACAGGACACGCAGCCAAGGGAACACACACGGAAGAGACGGCGUCUGGGGCGGAUGCCAGUAAGGGGGUUAUGGGAUUUGCCAGAGACAUACUUAGGAUGAACGAGGAGUAUGUGGGACAUGGCCACAAUGGUAGACACACACACACGCACGCACGCACACAUGACCGCUCCGGCGCAAGCACAGAUUCAAGGGAGCAGCUGAUGCUCGGAGAAGAGAUAGGCAACGAAGGAACGGUCGCUCAUGCACAGACGAGACCACUCCAUCGCACGCACUGGCACAGUCUGCGCCAGGCGAUGCUCUCGGCCAUUGCCACGUACACCCCACCGCAUGUGGAGCUCACAGGCGCUGUGCUGCGACGCGUGCACGCUACACACACGGUGCAUGUGAAGCCGCGCAAAGGGCUCUCGGCAGCGGAGUCCGCUGUUGCCAUGCCAACGCCUGUGCAUGUGCACGGAGUGCUAUACAAUGUACCGAACCUCUUCAUGUCUCGCAUUCGCCUGUGCUGUAAGCUGGUCAAUGGGUCCACCCACUGCACUGCACUGAAGCCCUGUGCUCUGUCCGGGCGGACUAUGACCAGGGACUUAGAUGGAGAGGUCGCGAGCGCUCAACAGCACAACAACACCAUCAGCGUCACGCACCAUACACAACACAGCACACACACAACACAGGGCACCCAAAGCACACGUGUGAGCGGAUCAUCGAGUGAGCAUGAAGUGGUGGCCUUCCGUGUGACCGAGAGCUUCCAUCCAGCCAGGCAGAAAGGCAAGGCCAAAAUACACUUAACGAUAACAAUGAAAUACAAGAACGGAGAGGGGCUUCAGAGAUUUUUGGACACCGUAAAGGACCUGACAAGUGCGAGCGCACUCCGCCAAGAAAGCCCGGAGAGUGACAGUAUAGCACGGACAUCUACGUACCGCGAUGAGCUUAAGCUGUUGGGUCUGCAUGAAUGCACUAUAACCAUCUCCAAGCAACGCUCCUUCCAAACCUGAACCGGGUCAUAGUACUACGCCAACACCGGACACACGAGUGGUCAGUACCUUCCAAUGGAUGGGCGAGUGCGGGGUAGCACAAGUGUACGUCACUUUUGCCGACCAAUUGUAUUACUGCGAAGAUAUUUGUCCCCAUUGAUUUUUCUGCAUCUGAAUAUGCACAGAAAUACUAUUUCAACAUAGCUCGGGAUGUCGCGCCUAGACAGUAGUUUAGUACAAGGCAAUUGCGCGUGGUGGUUGUGUGCACAGUCUGGCCCAAACCGGCACGUUAUAUACGGCAAGGUGCGAAUUAUGUUCUCUGGAUAGAGAAAGUCAUCUAUCUCUCUAACACAUCAGCAGAGCAGCAUUUAUUGGUACCUUGGAAGCCUGAAAGGCGGUGCACACGCGCACAUGGCUUUCGCGCAUACGAUCGACAUCGUACGAUAAUCCAGUUUACAUUUGAACCGAAAGUCACUUACCGAUGGUUUAUAGUGCCUUCGUUUAGAAACAACCAUCUGAUUUCGUUGUGGCAGGUAUAUGUUAUUGUUAUGCAUUAAUCUCCGAUACGUUCUUGGCCGUAAUACUCGCGUGGGAGUGUUUUUGAUCUUCGCAACUGUGUAUAUAUCAUUGCGGCUACAACUUGUGCAGCUGAGGGGUCGUGCACUAGGUAAUCGUCUUGAAUAAAAACUCCACGCAAUAUGCAAGU